Molecule: messenger RNA, 2598 nt
Organism: Trypanosoma brucei brucei TREU927
Lineage: Eukaryota; Euglenozoa; Kinetoplastea; Trypanosomatida; Trypanosomatidae
Exons: 1
Coding region: 1-2598 (865 amino acids)
Source: RefSeq, a predicted model, not a curated record
AUGGCCAUUAAACCAAAGCGUAUUGACCCUGAACGUGCCCGUCGUGCCGCUCGCGGCCAAUGGGGGGUGACGAGUGCGCGAAGCGGCACCAACCCUUCAAAGAAGCCGACGGUGGGAAGCGCGCGGUCAAUCAGUAGUGACAGUGCCACGAGUAGCGGUAGCAGUGAUGACAGUGGGUCAAAUGUAAGAAAUCCCUCGCACUGGCGGGGAGUUCGGCCUCGGAACGCGAACGCCUGUAAGGACAGCGUCAGUAACGCGUCGUUGACCUCCUCGCAAAUUCCCAAAAGUGAUGCCGAGUCGUCUACAAGUGAUCCGGAGCUUUACCGUGUCGCACGUCAGCGUACUGUACAGCUGCUGUUUCCGCGGAGUGAGAUUGCUGGCACCGGGAAGGCGGACAAUAACCGAGAGAAAUCCCAUACAGAAAAUGAAGGAAGAGGUGCGGUGGGUUCGGCACCUUUGUUGGGAAUGGCCCAGUUGUCUGUACCUCAGCAGGUCGGCGGUACCCAUGGCGCAACGAGUCCCAAGUACGCACUACACCAUCGAGACGAUGUCACAAGCUGUAGUAUAAACAGCACUAAGGAUCAAAGCAAUACCGGAUGUGACUCCAGCGGUAGAAGUUCUCCCCUAGCAUCUGUUGAAACUCCUCUCGCUGUGAGGGAGGCGCUGCAAGGGUUAGGAGCAUCAGAAGGAAGUCAAACAGGGCGUGAAUUUGACCGCCUUCUUGAGAUAUUUGCCGAGGAAUCAAAAGUCGGUGAGAAGCGGAAGGAGUAUCAGUCGUUAUCAUCCGUGGACCACCUACCCAUCGAAGGCAGUGACAAUCAAAGUCAACCGGAAACGGCACGCAGGAUGUUUGCUCAACCUCCACGCACAUUUUCUGAAUUGCAAGAGCGGGUGCUUCUAAGUUUGUACGAUGCAUACCAGGAGGGAGACGGUGCCGAAGGCGACGGUGAUGCUGGUGCAUCCACCGCAUCUAACAAAUACUUUAUCGCAACGGACCACAUGAGUGAAGCCUUUACACUGGCGGCUUUGGGUGCCUACAAGGACACCUCAAUCCCCGCGAUACACGCGAGCUUAUCAACCACAAGCUUCCCCAGCACCGCUGACCCUGGAGUUAGCUUAGCGAGUGCACCCUGCACGUUUGGUGCGCCCCUUACGCUUAUGGAUGUUGUAACUGCGGAACGGGCUCGGCACAACGCAAGAUCAGCCCUUGAGCGGCAACAGGAAGAGGGAAUUUCCCCCUCUCACCGCCCCGGGUUGGAGGCUUUAUUCACCGCGGACGGUGACUUGCUUGCCACUGCGGCGGAGCAGGCCCUUGAUCGUUUCCAUAUGAGCGUGCGUGUAUUGGAACGGGCGGCGUCAAACCGCAAAGUUGUUGACGAACUGGGUAACUUUUUGUUCGAGCACCACAAACUGUUUCUGCAGGGGGGUGGCAGUGGAGGCGCGAGUAGUUCGAUCCGCGAGUAUCCUCACGAGGCGUUUUCCGUCUACGAGCGGUACAGCAGCUGUGUCAGUAACUUCCUUCUCCAGUUGCUCAGGAGGCAAGUACCGAGCUUCAGCAUGGAAGAAUUUGUUUUAACGCUUUACGAUGUUGAUCUUGCGGGCAGCAGUACUGGUGAAUACCCUGAGGGUGGGAGUGACGGCUCACGUGACACACACCAAACACAUUGUCGGUCAAUAGACGUGUUAUCAUAUCCUGCGUGGCGGCUUCUCCAAUCCAUUUCGUCUUUUGAUGGGUUCAGCAGUUUCAUGGAUGACUUCAUUGCUGAAGUUUAUGGUGUCGGGGUAGUUACGGGUCCUGACGAUGGUAAAGCUGAUGGCCACGAGCCAAGAAACGGCACGAGCGCUGAGGUGAGGGCCUUUCAUAAACAGGUUUCCAGUGAUGUCGUUGUAGCGGCGGGAGCCCGUGGAAUCCGUGCCCUUCUCGCAAGGUCAGACGAGACUGCGGGCCGUCCACUGGAGGUACAUCGUAGUGAAACUGGUGCCAGCGAUAAUGAUCCCAACCUCUUCACUCGUAAUACAUUUGCUGCCACCAAGCGAUCUCAGGGAACCACGCCCCAGGCACUGAAGAGGGACAUUGUGCGGUCUGAUACCGUUCCAACCGCUAGUGGUACACGCCUCAGUGCUUCGGUUUCACUGUCCGGUUCAACAUUCCUACCAACAACUCCGGCAACACCCCCCACUUGUUGUGCAAACCCGCAACGCAGCAGCGCCAGCUCGGUACAGUCCUUUCCACGGCUCCACAGACGUCGACCAGAUGCCGUUCCCGGGCGAGUGUUGCCGCCCCUUGACCAUACGAGCGAAAGGGAGGAGAUGUCGAUGACGGAUCAAUCAAGGGAAGAAGAGAUGGAACAAAACGGAUGUGAAUCAUUGAGAUCCAUCAAAAGUGAAAUGAAGCCGUCUCUAACACCUCCUUGUAAGCUUACCGUUGAUUCCGCAACAGGGGUAGGCGGACGGAGUGGUAGAGGUACGGGUUCCAACCCCAAAGUUGCUAGUGUCAACCGCAGGAACCGCAGUUUCACGCAAGGUGUACGCGAAGUCAAUGAAAACGUAACGACUCCGCCAGUGAAAUCGAGGAGUCUCACGCGUAAGAAGUUGUAA